AUGUUUAGAGCUAUCGCUUCUAGCCACAGAAAUAGCUUUUUGAGAAAAAUUCCAAAGGUAAGUUAUUCCACUGUAAGCGGAAACUUGUCGAAGACUGUUACUUCCAUAUUGCCAAAUGGUCUUACUGUAGCCUCGGAGACUUUACCCAAUACAAAUACAGCGACCGUGGGGAUCUUUGUGGACACCGGAUCUCGUGCUGAGAAUGAAAAGAAUAAUGGGACAGCUCAUUUUUUGGAACACUUGGCUUUCAAGGGAACAAAAAAUAGAUCUCAAACUGGCAUCGAAUUGGAAAUUGAAAAUGUUGGUUCCCAUUUGAACGCUUACACAUCUAGGGAAAAUACCGUUUAUUACGCUAAGUCUCUAGAGCAAGAUAUUCCAAAGGCCGUUGACAUUUUAGCAGAUAUUUUGACACGGUCUGUCCUUGACCCCAAGGCUAUUGAAAGGGAAAGAGAUGUUAUUAUAAGAGAAUCUGAAGAAGUAGACAAAAUGUAUGAUGAGGUGGUGUUUGACCAUCUUCAUACCAUAACUUAUAAAGAUCAACCCUUAGGUAGAACUAUUUUGGGACCAAUCAAAAACAUCAAGAGUAUUCAAAGAACUGAUUUGCAAGAAUUCAUCGAAACUCACUAUACCGGUGACAGAAUGGUUCUUGUUGGGACAGGUGCUGUAAACCACGACAAGUUAGUGGAAUAUGCUGGGAAGUACUUUGGACAUGUUAGAAAAUCUGAAACCCCUGUACCUUUAGGUUCUCCAAGAGGCCCAUUGCCUGUAUUUCAUGGUAAUGAGCUAAAAAUUAAGGAAGAAACCUUACCAACGACACACAUUGCUCUCGCAGUUGAAGGUGUUUCUUGGUCAGCACCUGAUUACUUCACUGCUUUAUGCACACAAGCUAUCAUAGGUAACUGGGACAGAGCGUUGGGGACAGGUACGAACUCUCCUUCUCCUCUUGCAGUUGCUGCAUCCGAAAAUGGUACAUUGGCAAAUUCUUAUAUGUCAUUUUCUACAUCUUAUGCCGAUUCUGGAUUAUGGGGUAUGUACAUCGUGACUGAUUCUCAACAGCAUAAUGUGAAACGGAUAAUUGAUGAAAUCUUGAAAGAAUGGAAGAGGAUCAAAGCUGGGAACAUUUCUGAAGAGGAAGUAAAUAGGGCGAAGGCUAGAUUAAAGGCAUCAUUAUUACUUUCUUUGGAUGGCACUACAGCCAUAGCGGAAGACAUUGGAAGACAAAUAGUAACAACUGGCAGAAGGCUUUCCCCGGAAGAAGUCUUUGAACAGGUGAAUAAAAUUACGAAAAACGACAUAGUGAUGUGGGCUAACUAUAGACUACUUAACAAACCUGUCUCUAUGGUGGCUUUAGGAAAUGUCACUACAGUGCCUUCUCUCUCAUAUGUCCAGAAUAACAUGAAUAAUUAA
Kluyveromyces marxianus DMKU3-1042 is the source of this 1407-nucleotide messenger RNA. It is a transcript of the gene MAS1, whose product is annotated as mitochondrial processing peptidase. The coding region runs from base 1 to 1407 and encodes 468 amino acids. The transcript has a single exon. NCBI's taxonomy places the organism in Eukaryota, Fungi, Ascomycota, Saccharomycetes, Saccharomycetales, Saccharomycetaceae. Gene Ontology annotation, cellular component: mitochondrion. Gene Ontology annotation, molecular function: metal ion binding; metalloendopeptidase activity. The record is from RefSeq and is a predicted model, not a curated record.